GAGCCAGAAGUUGAAGAAGAGGCCACAAAAGCGAGGAGACGAUCCAAACACAUUUCAUAUCUCAUUCAUCCAUUUGCUGGUGUGUGUUGGAAGACUCUGAUAAAAUGAAAGGCGUCCAAUAUUUUGCCGGUCUUCUUUUGCUCCUCUUUGUUCACAACAGCAUUUGCGUCCCACUGCAAGACGACAGCACAAGCACAGAGACAGCAGACAGUUUUUUGGCGAGGGGUCCAGGUUUGACGACCAUGAAGAGACAUUCAGAGGGAACUUUCUCCAACGACUACAGCAAAUACCUGGAGACAAGAAGAGCACAAGACUUCGUUCAGUGGCUCAUGAACGCUAAGAGAAAUGGUGGUUCUGUCAAACGUCACGCUGAGGGCACCUACACCAGCGACGUGAGCUCGUUCCUACAGGACCAGGCGGCCCAGAGCUUUGUGGCCUGGCUAAAAUCCGGACAACCCAAACCAGAUGUUGCAAACAACAGAGGUGCAAAUAUGGCGCAAAGGCGACAUGUAGACGGCAGUUUCACCAGUGACGUCAACAAGGUGUUGGACAGCAUCGCUGCUAAAGAGUAUUUACAAUGGGUGAUGAACUCCAAGGCAUCAGGGACAAGUGGCAAACGUGGUGGGAAUUAAUGAAGAACUGACGGGCUUCCCUGACAUUUGGAUCCUAAGGGGGAUUCGAUCAUCAAAACGAAUGAAAGCCAUAUCGCUUAAAAGCAAAAUGGAGACAAAUCUUGAAAUGAAAGCCAUAUUGUUUUAUUUUUUUCAACUUUAAGCACUGUGGUUAUUAUUUAUUUUCCCUAGUGUCAAAGAACAUUAUGUAAGUUGGUAUAACAACAAAAAAAGACUUAUUUUUCUAUAGUUUUGAGCUAUUUUCUAUGUGUGCUAUAAAAAAAAACAAACUGGGGUGAAUGCACGAAACGCUCAGGUAAAAAGUGAAGAUUUACGUGUGUCACUGCUGUAUCAAAGUGCUAUGGAAAAUGGUGAAAAAAAUGAAUAAACAUUUUCAUAUUCCA
Messenger RNA from Danio aesculapii, 1015 nucleotides. It is a transcript of the gene gcga, whose product is annotated as glucagon a. Gene Ontology annotation, molecular function: hormone activity; glucagon receptor binding. Bases 105 to 632 code for a protein of 175 amino acids. The transcript has 6 exons. Gene Ontology annotation, biological process: response to starvation. Gene Ontology annotation, cellular component: extracellular region. Lineage: Eukaryota; Metazoa; Chordata; Actinopteri; Cypriniformes; Danionidae. The record is from RefSeq and is a predicted model, not a curated record.